AUGCCAAAAAAGAGAGCUUCCAACGGUAGAAACAAGAAGGGUAGAGGUCACGUCAAGCCAGUUAGAUGUUUAAACUGUGCCAGAUGUGUUCCAAAGGAUAAGGCUAUCAAGAGAGUCACCAUCAGAAACAUGGUUGAAGCUGCUGCUGUCAGAGAUUUAUCCGAAGCUUCUGUUUACGCUGAAUACGCUUUACCAAAAUUAUACAACAAAUUACACUACUGUGUCUCUUGUGCUAUUCACGCCAGAAUUGUCAGAGUUAGAUCUAGAACCGACAGAAGAAUCAGAACCCCACCACAAAGAAAGAGAUUCUCUUCUGACAGAAAGGUUGCUCCACAAGAUGCUGCUAAGAAGGCUAACUAA
Hemisphaericaspora subhashii is the source of this 360-nucleotide messenger RNA. RefSeq names its product 40S ribosomal protein eS26 (gene RPS26A). The record is from RefSeq and is a predicted model, not a curated record. Bases 1 to 360 code for a protein of 119 amino acids. Lineage: Eukaryota; Fungi; Ascomycota; Pichiomycetes; Serinales; Debaryomycetaceae. Gene Ontology annotation, biological process: translation. Gene Ontology annotation, cellular component: ribosome; cytosolic small ribosomal subunit. The transcript has a single exon. Gene Ontology annotation, molecular function: mRNA binding; structural constituent of ribosome.